UCUGAGAGCUGGUAGAGGUAGCAGCACCUUUGCUUGACCUGAGGAGUGUGGACAGAUCCACCCUCAUUCCCACCAUGGCGUGGAGUAAAUCUAUACUCUGUUUUCUGGCCCUGGCUGUUACCUGUGGCCUCCAGGUGAACGCAAUGCGGGUGCGAAAGAGCAAUCAUGUCAGCAACAUUUGCAGCAUGUGGGGAAAUUUCCACCUUAAAACAUUUGAUGGAGAUGUCUUCCAGUUCCAAGGCACUUGUGAAUAUAACCUAGUCUCUGACUGCCAUGGGCCUGUACAGGGUUUCUCUGUGCACGUGAAAAGAGCAGAGACCCCUGGGAAUCCACAAAUCAUCAGAGUGCUGGUCACUAUAGGAGACCUGGCCAUUGGGCUCACCAAGAAUAUGGUUAUGGUCAACGGCGAAAUUGUAAAACUCCCACACUAUGUAGCAGGGGUGAUGCUUGAAGAGAACUCUAUCUACAUUAAACUGUACGCCAAACUGGGCCUCAGUGUCACAUGGAACAAAGAUGAUGCUGUCAUGCUGGACCUGGACCCCAAAUAUUCUAACCAUACCUGCGGACUCUGUGGAGAUUUCAACGGGGUUCCUGUUUUAAACGAGUUCCUAAGUGAUGGUCGUGUAAUUGGCUUCAUUGAGUUUGGCAACAAGCACAGGAUCCACAACCCCAAUAACUUCUGUGAAGACCCUUAUGAAGAAUUUGACAAUGAAGAAAAUUUGCUCGACAAGUGCCAAUCUUUUAGAGAAGACUGUUCCGAGCUGCUGGUGGAUGAAACCUGGUCCUUGUGUAGGAAUGUUUUGAGUCCAGAACCUUAUGUCCAAGCUUGCAUGAUGGACAAGUGCAGGAGUCGCCCAGGGGACACUGAGGACACUACUCUCUGCAGCACCCUGUCCGAGUACUCGCGCCAGUGCUCCCAUGCAGGGGGAAGCCCACCCAACUGGAGAACAGGAACCUUUUGUGCUGUAACUUGCCCCUUUAACAUGGAGUACUCUGAGAGCGGUUCGCCCUGUCUGGACACGUGCACACACACAGACACCAGCUCACUGUGUGAGGAACACAAGAUGGAUGGCUGCUUCUGCCCAUCUGGUACUGUGUUUGAUGAUAUCUCUGAGAGAGGCUGUAUCCCUCAGGAACAGUGCCAGUGUCAGUACCACAAGAACGUGUUCAACCCUGGAGAGGUUCUAGCCAAGGAUGAUGAAGAAUGUGUGUGUCAACAGGGAAGGUGGAUCUGCAAGAGUCUGUCUCUCCCAGGUGUGUGUGCUAUGGAGGAGGGUUCCCAUUUCACUACUUUUGAUGGGAAAGAAUUUACCUUCCAUGGAAACUGCUAUUAUGUUCUUUCCAAGGACUGUGUUGGCUCAAAGUUCACUAUUUUGGGACAGCUUAUUCCUUGCGUCGCCCAGCAUACAGACACAUGCCUGAAGUCAAUUGCAUUACUACUCAACAAUGACAAGAGCAAUGCCUUAAUCUUCAAAGAUGAUGGCAUAGUAAGGCACAACGGAGAUGUAAUACUCCCUUACACCACUGCUGAAUUCACCGUAUUCAGACCAUCGUCCUUCCACAUCAUGUUGCAGACCACUUUUGGGCUCCAGAUCCAGGUGCAGCUGGUUCCACUCAUGCAGGUCUACAUCACCCUGGAUAAGCGCUUCCACACCAAGACCUGUGGUCUGUGUGGAAACUUCAACUUGGUGCUGUCCGAUGAACUGACGAGCCCACAAGGUGUUGUUGAAGGGACAGCCACAUCAUUUGGGAAUUCCUGGAAGGCUCAGUCCAACUGUCCUGACCGUACAGAGAGGCUUGAUGACCCCUGCAGCUACAACAUUGACAGUGAGAGCUAUGCAGAGCACUGGUGCUCCAAACUGAAGGAGAAGGAAAAUGUGUUUGCCAAAUGCCAUUCUACUGUUAACCCUGAAAACUACUACAAGAGGUGUAAAUACUCAAGCUGCAUUUGUGAGAAGAGCGAAGACUGCUUGUGUGCUGUUUUCUCCUCCUACGUUCGGGCAUGCGCAGCAAAGGGGGUGUUCCUGCAAAGCUGGAGAGACACAGUGUGUGAGAAAUACACCAAAAGCUGCCCAGAUUCCCAGACUUUCACCUACAAGCUUCAGCAAUGUCAGCACACAUGUGAGUCCCUUAGCUUGGAACGUCAGGGCUGCAGCACUGACUAUGUGCCUGUGGAUGGGUGCGCCUGUCCAGAGGGGCUCUAUGAGAGUGAGAAUGGUGUCUGUGUGCCCAUGGACAAAUGCCCCUGCUAUUACAAUGGAGCGCACAUUAAACCUGGCAAGUCAAUCAACAUCAACAACGAGCACUGUAUUUGUACAAAUGGAAAGCUUCAGUGCCAGUCCUGGAGGCCUCACAGUAAAGAAUGUCAGGCUCCAAAGGUCUUCUUUAACUGCAGUACAGCAGGGCCAGAUCAGCAUGGGUUAGAGUGUGCACAAACAUGUGCACAAAAGAAUGUUGAUUGUUAUCUCGCAGAAUGUGAGUCAGGAUGUCAGUGUCCUGAAGGCCUGCUUGAUGAUGGUCGUGGUCACUGCGUUAUGGAGCAUCAGUGCCCUUGCAAACAUGACAAUCACUUUUAUCCUUCAGGUUAUGAAAUCAUAAACGGGUGUAACAAAUGCACAUGUACAUAUGGCAAGUGGGAUUGUAACAAGGAUAAAUGCUCUGGAACUUGUGCCAUCUAUGGCAGUGGACAUUACAACACUUUCGAUAAGACAAGAUUUAGUUUUAGUGGAGACUGCAGUUACAUAGCUGUCCAGGACAAGUGUGGAAAUAAGACGGGGACAUUUCAUGUGAUCACAGAGAACGUACCAUGUGGGACAACAGGGACCACUUGUUCCAAAGCUGUUCGAAUUGCAUUGGGCGAAACAAAGCUGGAGUUGAGAGAUGGUGAAAUUACAGAUUAUGGGGCUACAACUGGUAAUUUCAAUGUGAAAAAUGUGGGUCUUUACCUGGUCAUACAGACUGACAUUGGCCUAACAGUGUUGUGGGACAAGAAAAUGACAGUCCACAUCAUUCUUCAACCCCAGCAUAUGGGAGAGGUUUGCGGAUUGUGCGGAAACUACAAUGGAAAUGGCAUGGAUGACUUCACCACUCAAGGCUUGCAUGUUUCCGAUGUUCUAGAGUUUGCAAACAGCUGGAAAGUACGAAGCGAGUGCCCAGAUGCUAAACCAGACUUUGAUACAUGUUUGAAAACGCCUAACCGCCACACUUGGGCAGAAAUGCAAUGCAGCAUCAUUAAAUCUGACACUUUCAAAGAGUGCCACAGUAAGGUGGAGUUGACCCCCUAUUUUGAAAGCUGUGUAAAAGACUCAUGUGCAUGUGACACUGGUGGGGACUGCGAGUGUUUCUGCACUGCUGUGGCAGCUUAUGCACAUGCCUGUAAUGGAGCAGGAGUCUGUGUGGACUGGAGAACCCCACAGAUCUGUCCUGUGUACUGUGACUACUACAAUCACUAUAAUGAAUGCGUAUGGCACUACAGUGCCUGUCACACAUGCUACAAAACCUGCGAAAACCCUGACGGCAGCUGCACCAACCCUUUAACUAACAUGGAGGGAUGUUAUCCCAAAUGUCCUGAGGACAAGCCUUACUUUGAUGAGAAGAAUAAGAUUUGUAUUGAUAUAUGUGAUGGAUGCAUCAUCAAUGGAAAGUAUUAUCAUCCUUGGGAGCAAAUACCAUCUGAAAUACCAUGCUAUUCACGUUACUGUGAUGAUAAUGGAAAGGAAAUAUAUGUUCCCAUAACUGGGUGCUGCAGUUACAAUGGAACACAAUAUAAUGAGUCUGAUGUCAUAUACAAUGUAACGGACAACAUGGGAACAUGUUACUAUGCUAUAUGCAAAAAUAGCACUGUUAUCAAUGGCAGCUAUCCCUGCCCCACACCACUACCAUCAACGACAACCGAAAGCACCACCCAGAGCACAACAGGGCCCUCUACUACUACACACACUACCCAUAUAUCAACCACAACCCAUACAGAAACCUCUACAUCAACGCAAACUUCAACUUUAACACCUAGCAUUGAAACAAGUACCCAACCAACAACUACUCCAGUGGAGACAACAACUACAGUCACUACACCAUGCACUCCUAAAUGUGAUUGGUCUGGCUGGAUUAACGUGGAUAACCCAAAAACAGGAGGGGGAAAUGAUUUUGAGACAUAUGAAAAUAUCACUAAGAGUGGAAAGGAAAUAUGUGAACAUCCAGAAGACAUACAGUGUAGAUGUUUACAAAGGCCUGAUAUGUCUCUGGAAGAAUUUGUACAAGAAACAGGUCAGGUUGUUCAGUGUGAUGUUUCAUUUGGUUUAAAAUGUGAAAAGGGGAAACAGACAGCAAGGCCAUACAAAUGUUUUGAUUAUGAAAUUAGAGUACUCUGUUGUGAAUGUAUUUCUACACCAACAACAACACCAACAACAGUGGGGCCAACAACUACAACUCCUGUAUCAAGUACAAUAACUGAAAGUAGCACAACAACUAAAACUGGGCCAACACCUACCAGUGGAACAACUACCAAACCAACAACUACUCCAGUAGUUACAACUGAAUCAAGCACAUCUCAGACAACAACAGUAAUUAUUACAGGGACAACGUCUAGUGUAAUUAGUACCCCUCAAAUCACUGAAAGUACAACUGAAUCAACAACUGCUAAAACAACUACCCAGCCAACAACUACUCCAGUGGCACCAACAACUACUCCAGUGGUGCCAACAACUACAACUCCUGUAUCAAGUACAACAGCUGAAAGUAGCACAACAACUAAAACUGGGACAACAUCUCCCACUGGAACAACUACCCAACCAACAACUACUACAGUGGUGCCAACAACUACAACUCAUGUAUUAAGUACAACAACUGAAGGAAACACAACAAUUCAAACUGAGUCAAUACCUACCAGUGGAACAACUACCAAACCAACAGCUACUCCAGUAGUUACAACUGAAUCAAGCACAUCUCAGACAACAACAGUAAUUAUUACAGGGACAACGUCUAGUGUAAUUAGUACCCCUCAAAUCACUGAAAGUACAACUGAAUCAACAACUGCUAAAACAACUACCCAGCCAACAACUACUCCAGUGGCACCAACAACUACUCCAGUGGUGCCAACAACUACAACUCCUGUAUCAAGUACAACAGCUGAAAGUAGCACAACAACUAAAACUGGGACAACAUCUCCCACUGGAACAACUACCCAACCAACAACUACUACAGUGGUGCCAACAACUACAACUCAUGUAUUAAGUACAACAACUGAAGGAAACACAACAAUUCAAACUGAGUCAAUACCUACCAGUGGAACAACUACCAAACCAACAGCUACUCCAGUAGUUACAACUGAAUCAAGCACAUCUCAGACAACAACAGUAAUUAUUACAGGGACAACGUCUAGUGUAAUUAGUACCCCUCAAAUCACUGAAAGUACAACUGAAUCAACAACUGCUAAAACAACUACCCAGCCAACAACUACUCCAGUGGCACCAACAACUACUCCAGUGGUGCCAACAACUACAACUCCUGUAUCAAGUACAACAGCUGAAAGUAGCACAACAACUAAAACUGGGACAACAUCUCCCACUGGAACAACUACCCAACCAACAACUACUACAGUGGUGCCAACAACUACAACUCAUGUAUUAAGUACAACAACUGAAGGAAACACAACAAUUCAAACUGAGUCAAUACCUACCAGUGGAACAACUACCAAACCAACAGCUACUCCAGUAGUUACAACUGAAUCAAGCACAUCUCAGACAACAACAGUAAUUAUUACAGGGACAACGUCUAGUGUAAUUAGUACCCCUCAAAUCACUGAAAGUACAACUGAAUCAACAACUGCUAAAACAACUACCCAACCAACAACUACUCCAGUGGUACCAACAACUACUCCAGUGGUGCCAACAACUACAACUCAUGUAUUAAGUACAACAACUGAAGGAAACACAACAUUUCAAACUGAGUCAGCACCUACCACUGGAACGACUACCCAACCAACAACUACUCCAGUGGAGACAACAAUUACAGUCACUACACCAUGCACUCCUAAAUGUGAUUGGUCUGGCUGGAUUAACGUGGAUAACCCAAAAACAGGAGGGGGAAAUGAUUUUGAGACAUAUGAAAAUAUCACUAAGAGUGGAAAGGAAAUAUGUGAACAUCCAGAAGACAUACAGUGUAGAUGUUUACAAAGGCCUGAUAUGUCUCUGGAAGAAUUUGUACAAGAAACAGGUCAGGUUGUUCAGUGUGAUGUUUCAUUUGGUUUAAAAUGUGAAAAGGGGAAACAGACAGCAAGGCCAUACAAAUGUUUUGAUUAUGAAAUUAGAGUACUCUGUUGUGAAUGUAUUUCUACACCAACAACAACACCAACAACAGUGGGGCCAACAACUACAACUCCUGUAUCAAGUACAAUAACUGAAAGUAGCACAACAACUAAAACUGGGCCAACAUCUACCACUGGAACAACUACCCAACCAACAACUACUACAGUGGUGCCAACAACUACAACUCCUUUAUCAAGUACAACAGCUGAAAGUAGCACAACAAUUCAAACUGAGUCAACAUCUACCAGUGGAACAACUACCAAACCAACAACUACUCCAGUAGGUUCAACUGAAUCAAGCAUAUCUCAGACAACAACAGUAAUUAUUACAGGGACAACGUCUAGUGUAAUUAGUACCCCUCAAAUCACUGAAAGUACAACUGAAUCAACAACUGCUAAAACAACUACCCAACCAACAACUACUCCAGUGCAACGAUAUUUGAAAAUAAGCACAUUGGCUCAGGUAUAUGUUUGA
Messenger RNA from Ictalurus furcatus (blue catfish), 6776 nucleotides. Its product is annotated as mucin-2-like. The record is from RefSeq and is a predicted model, not a curated record. Lineage: Eukaryota; Metazoa; Chordata; Actinopteri; Siluriformes; Ictaluridae. The transcript has 29 exons. Gene Ontology annotation, molecular function: protein binding. Bases 75 to 6776 code for a protein of 2233 amino acids. Gene Ontology annotation, cellular component: extracellular matrix.